Sander lucioperca (pikeperch) is the source of this 1638-nucleotide messenger RNA. RefSeq names its product transmembrane protein 233-like. The coding region runs from base 159 to 491 and encodes 110 amino acids. NCBI's taxonomy places the organism in Eukaryota, Metazoa, Chordata, Actinopteri, Perciformes, Percidae. The transcript is spliced from 4 exons. The record is from RefSeq and is a predicted model, not a curated record. Gene Ontology annotation, cellular component: membrane.
CACUCUCCCCACAAACGUCACUAUUUUCAGCUUUGACAGAGGACUACAACCAUCAGCAACAACAUAUCAGUCUUUUUUAUCAACUUCUGGUUUCAAACAUUUUCUAGUUAAAAUUUGGAUUUCAACUCAAGUUGGAUUUUUUUGUCCUUUCAGGUACAAUGGCUCUCGGAGUGCUUAAUUCGCAAGUUAAAAAUUCCCUUAGUGGGAGUGUAUUUUUUGACCGUGGUUCUAUAGAGGAACAGGCACCUCCACCUCCACUCCGCAGCUACCUUUGUUUGACUAUUUUUACCUGCUUUUGUCCUGCAUACCCCAUCAACAUUGUUGCCCUGGUCUUCUCUAUCAUGUCUAGGAACAGCUAUGCUUAUGGAGACUAUGAUGGGUCGAGGCGGCUGGGCAGGAACGCUCUCUAUGUAGCUGUUGCCUCCAUCAUCAUCGGCCUCCUCAUCAUCGCUAUCUCCUGCAUCGUUCAUUUCACCACUAUGGAUUUUUAGGGUUGUGGAAUGGGAGAGAGUGGGAGAAGAGAAAUAAGACAGUUGAACAGGAAACUGUGGAUGAUGCCAAUGAAAGGACUAUGACUCGCCUCAUGUUUACUUCAAUCUGUACGUCACUUUCUCUCAUGUUUACCAUUCUUCAUAUGAACAAUCAAGGAUGAUACAAUGUGGUGAAUGUGUUCAUUUCAGUGAUUAACGUCAAUGAUGCUUUGAAUUUUUAAAAAAGGGCAACUUACUACAAAUGUGUAGUGAAUCCAUGGUCCACAGCAAGGUUUUGUUAGGCUGUGACCCCCGAAGACCCUGUUGUUUUUUGCUCAAAACAUUGCUAGAGUUAGAUGAUGACAGUAAACGGUCUAUAACUUUAUCAAAAUACCCACUUAAUCCAAGACAAAACCAAAUGAUGUUAAUAAAUGAUAUUCCAAUAUAAAAAGGAACAAUAAUAGCCACUUUCAUUUCUGCCAAUACUCCCACAUAUACAGAGGUUUAGUCCUCAAUGCAGCAGGCCAGGGUUCGACUCCGACCUGCGGCCCUUCGCUGCAUGUCAUUCCCCCCUCUCUCUCCCCUUUGAUGUCCUUAGCUGUCCUGUCAAAUAAAGGCCUAAAAAUGCCCAAAACAGAAUCUUAUUAGAAAUAUGUAGGACUGCCAUUGAUAUUAUUGAUUAUUGAUAUUUUGUCUUCAUUGUUAUUAUAAUGUGUAUGUCAUAACUUUGGUAUGUACAGUACGACUUGGGAAUUUUACUCAGAGAAUUUACAAUGUUUUAAUCCUCUUUAACAAUAACAGCAAACUCCUUAUUAAUUAGCUCUGAACACAUUUCUAGAUCAAUUCCUGCUGUACAUCAAGAUUGUGUCUAACUGUAUAAACAAACCUUCCUUUGUUUCAUUUUUUUCUAUGUUUUACUGUGAAAGGGCAACCCAGCCGAUUUUAUUAUCAGUUGACAUGUUGCAAAGAGCACUACUCCGCAUGUAUAAUGGGUUUUAAAGUAAGACUAUGUAACCUUUAAAGAGGAAAUAACCCAUUUUUUGGGGGCAGCAAGGGUCUAAUAGAGUACUUAAUUGCAUUAUGGGAAUAUAUAUUUCUUAGUGGGUUUUGAGCUUGACCGAUUCUUGGGAAUCAAAGUCACAGUAUCUUAUCCUUUAUGGCUUCAGUU